Molecule: messenger RNA, 591 nt
Organism: Lolium perenne
Lineage: Eukaryota; Viridiplantae; Streptophyta; Magnoliopsida; Poales; Poaceae
Source: RefSeq, a predicted model, not a curated record
AUGCCGCCGCGCCGCCGCCCAUCCUCCGGCUACCACGGCGUCCGCGCGCGGCCGAGCGGCCGAUUUGACGCGGAGAUCCGCUCCGGCAAGGAGCGGAUUCAUCUCGGGACAUUCGACACGGCGCACGAGGCGGCGCGCGCCUACGACGCCGUCGCGUGGCGGCUCAGCUGCUCCCGGCGGUCGUUAAACUUCCACGACGUCUACACCCGCGAGCAGGCGGAGAUGCUCGCACCGCCAUCGCCCGUCAUCACGCAGGAGCAGGCGCGCCGGCGACGCGAGCUGGAGCAGCGUCUCCUCAUCGCGGAGCGCGAUGAGGUGAUGCGUGUCGAGUGGGCGCGGCAGUUCCCCGAAGACCUCGCCGCGACGGAGGCGAAGAAGAAGGCGAGCCGCGAGAAGCGCCGCGCCGAGUCCGCCGCGAGGAAGGUGGCGAGGGCCGAGAAGGCGGCGAGGAAGGCGGAGGAGAAGAAGACCGACGCAGGGCCGUCGACAAUCGUUGUGUCCUCCUCCUCCUCCUUCGAGUGGACGUCGACGCCGGUGUCGGAGACGACUCCGAGCACCCACUCGUCGGACUUCGAUUGGGACUCCGAGUAG